UUGUGCUGCCGCCGCCGCUGCCGUCCGGGCCGAGUGACAAAGGAAGGAAGGAAGCAAGGAGGAGCCGGCCGCACAGCCGCUGACAGGGCUCCGGAUUGGGGGCAAAGCGCGGACACUUCCUGAGCAGGCACAGAGCAGAGACGAGGGGCGGGAGGGCGGCCGCGCUGGUGCCGUGGACGGGGGAGGGGGCCCCGAGGGACGGAAGCGGUUGCUGGGUUCCCAUGUCCCCGGCGUAUGGGGAGCAGUCGAGGAGCCGCUGCCUGGGGUCUGAAGGGAGCUGCCUCCGCCACCGCCGCCGCCAUGGCCGCUGGAUCCAGCCGCCGCCUGCAGCUGCUCCUGGCGCAAUGAGGAGAGGAGCCGCCGACACCGCCCGCCUCUGACUGACUCGCGACUCCGCCGCCCUCCAGUUCGCCAGGCCCUUGCCGUCAGCCCGCCGGAUCCCGCCGCUGUCGGAGCCGCUGCGUUUCCCGUCGCAUCUCGGAGCCACCCCCUCCUCCCUCCCUCCUCCCCAUCCCCCUUCUUUUCAAGCGUGAGACUCGUGAUCCUUCCGCCGCUUCCCUUCUUUGACUCGGAAAAAAAAUCCCCGAGGAAAAUAUUAUAUUCAAAGUACUUAUUUUCAAUCAAGUAUUUGCCCCCGUUUCGCGUGAUAUAUAUAUAUUUUUUAGAAUUUCUCCCCUUUUCCCCCCCUCCGAAGAAAGGGAGGGGAAUGAAUUGUAUUUUUUCCCCCCCGUCUCCAAAUCAUCUAUGUUAAAUACCCAUACUGAGCUGUCUUGAAGGAGAAAUACAUCGCUCGUUUUUUUAAUAGCUAUACAAAAGGAGUGAGAAAGCCAAGAGGGCGAAGCCUUUCUUUUUCUUGUGGGAGAACUUAAUGCUGCAUUUGUCAUUAACCUAACGCCCCAACAUAAAACAAAAGGAAGAAAAAAGAAGGUGAUUCUGGAAGAGAGUGAUCAUGUCAGGGCGGCCCAGAACCACCUCCUUUGCGGAGAGCUGCAAGCCAGUGCAGCAGCCUUCAGCUUUUGGCAGCCUGAAAGUUAGCAGAGACAAGGAUGGCAGUAAGGUGACCACAGUGGUGGCAACUCCGGGGCAGGGUCCAGACAGGCCACAAGAAGUCAGCUAUACAGACACUAAAGUGAUUGGAAAUGGGUCAUUUGGUGUGGUAUAUCAAGCCAAACUUUGUGAUUCAGGAGAAUUAGUUGCCAUCAAGAAAGUAUUGCAGGACAAGAGAUUUAAGAACCGAGAGCUCCAAAUCAUGAGAAAGCUAGAUCACUGUAACAUAGUCCGAUUGCGUUAUUUCUUCUACUCAAGUGGUGAGAAGAAAGAUGAGGUCUAUCUCAAUCUGGUGCUGGACUAUGUUCCGGAAACAGUAUACAGAGUUGCCAGACACUAUAGUCGAGCCAAACAGACGCUUCCUGUGAUCUAUGUCAAGUUGUAUAUGUAUCAGCUAUUCCGAAGUUUAGCCUAUAUUCAUUCCUUUGGAAUCUGCCAUCGGGAUAUUAAACCACAGAACCUCUUGUUGGACCCUGAUACAGCUGUAUUAAAACUCUGUGACUUUGGAAGUGCAAAGCAGCUGGUCCGAGGAGAACCCAAUGUUUCGUAUAUCUGUUCUCGGUACUAUAGGGCACCAGAGUUGAUCUUUGGAGCCACUGAUUAUACCUCUAGUAUAGAUGUAUGGUCUGCAGGCUGUGUGCUGGCUGAGCUGUUGCUAGGACAACCAAUAUUUCCAGGGGACAGUGGUGUGGAUCAAUUGGUGGAAAUAAUCAAGGUCCUGGGGACACCAACAAGGGAGCAAAUUAGAGAAAUGAACCCAAACUACACAGAAUUCAAAUUUCCUCAAAUUAAGGCACAUCCUUGGACUAAGGUCUUUCGACCCCGAACUCCACCAGAGGCAAUUGCACUGUGUAGCCGUCUGCUGGAGUAUACACCAACUGCCCGAUUGACACCACUGGAAGCUUGUGCACAUUCAUUUUUUGAUGAAUUACGGGACCCAAAUGUCAAACUACCAAAUGGGCGAGACACACCUGCACUCUUCAACUUUACCACUCAAGAACUGUCAAGUAAUCCACCUCUAGCUACCAUCCUUAUUCCUCCUCAUGCUCGGAUUCAAGCAGCUGCUUCAACCCCAACAAAUUCCACAGCAGCCUCAGAUGCUAAUGUUGGAGACCGUGGACAGACCAAUAGCGCCGCUUCUGCAUCAGCUUCCAACUCCACCUGAACAGUCCCGAGCAGCCAGCUGCACAGGAAAAACCACCAGUUACUUGAGUGUCACUCAGCAACACUGGUCACGUUUGGAAAGAAAAUUAAAGAGAAAAAAACCUGUUCAUUUUAGUGUUCAAAUUUUUUUAUUGUUAUUAUUUAACCUUGUAAAAUAUCUAUAAAUACAAACCAAUUUCAUUGUCUUCUCACUCUGAGGGAGAUCCAUGGGGUGGGAGGGGUUGUGGGGAGGGAAAGCGGAGCACUAGAACAUACAAUCUCUCCCCCACGACAAUCUUUUUAUCAAAAGUCUGCUGUUGUAUACUUUAAAAACAGGACUCCUGCUUCAUGCCCCUUCCACAAAAGAAAAAAAACUUAGUUCUCUGCUGAAGUUUUUUUGAACUUUGUUUUCUUUUAAAGUCAAGUGUAAGACUUUGGUAUAGUGCACAGCUUGAAAUUGGUUGGGAGCUCAGCAGAUGUAACUCCAUGGGGACUUAAAUGUCACUUGUAAAAUUAAUCCAUAUCCUUGGGUGUUUGGAGACUUGCCUUUGGCAUGUUGGUGGCAGGUGUGGCAGACAAAAAUGAAAGGAAAUGUGUAUCGCUUAUAACCCAGGGAGGUCAAUAAAGUUAGAAACUCUAAGAAGAAGAUUCUUAGUUGAUUUGUUAAAGUUUCCUAUUUUGCUCUUAAUCAGUGAUAGUGGUGGAGAAACUUGUGUAGGAGGCUGUCAGGGGAGGAGCAUGCCUGCUCUACAAGUGGAUCUUUGUUUGCCUGGCCAAAAGUUCUCUGCAAAUCUUAGUACGGUUUUAAACUAGUAACCUAGGAGAAGGCUAAAAGGGCGUUGAGCCGACUACUCUGGCUGCAGAGGUCAAAAACCGAUGGACCUGGAGAAAGGGGACCGGCCAGGGCAGAUCUCACCACUGUGAAUGAAUUAGUCCAGAUUUUUUUCUAAAGUUGCUUCCCUUGGAAAGAUACACUUGAGAGGACAUUAUAGUUAAAUAAUGUGAACUGUAACAGUCUACUGGUUUAUUUUUCGUAUUUUUUAAUUAUAGAUUGAGCUUGCAGAAAUUGCCAUGUUCUGCACAUUGUUCUAAUUUUAAAUCCAAAUCUAGAAUCUGUAUUUAAUUUCAGCUUUUUUUAACCUCAUGCUUUUAAAAUUUUAUUUAUUGAUGCAUGUGAGAUAGGCCAUUAUGAUUCUAGAUGGUAGGAAUAUUAAAAACUACACAUCCAAAUGAUAUAGUCACUUGUACCUGCUGACUUUAUAGGAAAGUGGAUUAUAUAAAUGUGUGUGUAUAUGUGUUAUAUAUACAUAGGUUCGAUACUGCCUUCUGUUUUUGUUUUUAUUUUGUCCACAGCAUCAAAAUUAACUGCUUGAAGAGUGAGAAGAAGGUUUCCCCCACACCCAGUUAAAAGUUUUUGUUUCUGUUUUCUUUGUGUAUCAGUGAAUGGUGUAAGAACCAGUCUCUGUUUUUGAAGAAAAAGCAAUAUUCCUUGGAAAGCAAGGAGGAUUGAAGGAUUACGUUUGCAGUGAGGAAAUAGAUUUUCACUAGUUUGUUUUAUACAUUUAAGGUUGACAUCCGUGUGGGCCUUAUAUACUCUAAAAUGAACCUUAGUCACCUUGGUGCUUAUGGGCCAUUACUUGACCUAUGAAUCUUUAAGGCACAAUCAGUUGUACUUUAUAUUUAAAGAUCACUUCAGUGAUGGCCACCUUCCCCCCUCCCCACUCCUUCCCCACACACCUUCCAGGGUUUGCUGAAACCUGUAGGGCUGCAGAGCUGAGCCCUAGAUUGUGUGGAACCUGCCUUCACCCUUCACAUUGCCACCUUAGGUCAUGUUAGGGGUCUCGCCCCCCAGGUGAUUUGGAAGUAGUCUCUUGACAGCCCUCAUGCAGUUUCCCACAGCCUGUACUGCUUCUUACUCAAGUGUGUGACUCCCGGAGAGUCCAGCUGCCUGCUGAAGUGAACAUUGCCCAGAAAGGUGAUUGUGAGCCAUCUUAGUUUUCACUCUUGUUUAAACUCUUAGACCACAAAAGGGGGUUUCUCAAACCUCUGGUUAUAAUCAGAGUUCAUGAGAAAGAAAACACUCAGUCAAACCAAAUCAAGCAGAUUGAAUUUUACUUUUCAUUAUAAGCCUUUGAGGGCUAAUUGAAGUUUGAAAGGCGUCUGAAUCAAAGUAUUUGGCAAUAUGAUUCCUGAAGAAAUGACUUUGAUAGACCAUUUUCAGAAAAGGUUUAUAAAGAGGCUGAACAGCAGGUCUGUGAUGGAAGCAGAUCUACUUUCAGACCAAUGACCAGCCAAACAUUGGACACCGACACUACUCUGGAUCUGGUAUAAUUGCUAGAGCCCAUAAAAAUCUGUGCUUGUAUUUAUGAAAUACUUUCCCCCCAAUGAAUGGGGUGAGAGAAGAAAGUCAGAUGCUUCCCUCUCAUUUGUUGUGUGUGCGUGUGUGAGGGCUGAGGUGUGUGAUUUUUUCUUUCUCAAGGAUCAUGGCGGGAUCACAGAGCUCUUUUAUACAAGUGAGAUCCAGGUCUCUGAAUAUCUUUUUGUAAAUAAUAAUAAUAAUAAUAAUAAAAAGCUCCUCACCAAAUUCAAGCUUGUACAUUAUAUUUUCUUUCAGUGUUUUUAAAUUUAAGUUUUAUUGUUUUGUAUGUAAAUAUGUGGACCCAGGAACUGUUAUUAAUGAGCAAAAAGUUACUGUUCAGGGCAGUGAUUCUGUUUAAUAAUCAGACAAAAUGUAGACGAGCUUUUUAAAGCCAUAUAGUUUUAACUCUGUACAGUAGGUACCGGCCUGUAUUAUUGUAACAAUAACUCUAGCAAUGUAUAGUGUAUCUAUAUAGUUUGGAGUGCCUUCGCUUCCAUGUGUUUGUUUUUUUGCUUUCCAUUUUUAAAAUUUUAAUUGGUUUCUCUAUCCAUGUCCCCCUGUCCCCACCCUUUUUCCUUUGAAAUAAUAGCUCUCUCAUAACACACUGUCUGCCCCUUCUCGGUGAAUUUCAGUGAUGCCAUGCUCAGGAGUGGAAAGAGGAAACUGUUCAUAAUCUGCUCAUUCAAGCCCUGCCUUUGUUUUGGUUCUGAACGUGUUUCUUCCUCAGCGGUGAGCGGUUUCGUUUCAUCCUUUGUCACCCAGGGACUCCUUGCAGUGCCAGGGAGCCCCAGAGCUGGAGGGUAGCAGUAGAUUAGAUUCUGCUCGUGUCUUCCCCAGACCCUAAACAUGGUUCUUACAAACAGCAGAUUCCAUGCUCACUCUCUCAUCUUCCCUCACAAAAGAGAGAGGUGGUUUUUGUAAGAGUUCCUUCAUAGCGCCCGGUUUUGCUAAUCGGUGGUCCGGAACGCGCUGCGCUGUGACAGCGGCUAGUGCGCGGGGCGCCGCCAGCGGGCAGAGGACUGCGGGUAACAGGGGACUCGGCCUUCCCACCUCCGCCACCUCCACCCCUUUCAGCAAAAUGUCAUUUUAAUUUUUUUUCAAAAAUCAGUUUAAUUCUUACUGUGUGCCUAUCAUGAAGGCCUUUUUUGAAAGAAAGGAAAGAAAGAAAAAAGGAAAGAAAGAUCAUUAUUAGCUUUGCCUCCAGGUACUCCAUAUAAGAUGUCUUGAGUAGAAGAAAAAACAAACUUUACCAAACCAAAGGUUCCUAUUUUUGAAACAUCCUGUGUUCAUUCCGCAAGGCAGAAGACUGCACCUUCUUUCCAGUGAUGUCAUAUUUUUUUAAAGUCCUCUUGAUUUUUAGAUACAUAUUUUUGGUUUGUGUUUUAACAAAGCCUGCCUAACCAGUCACCUGAUCUGCACCAAUGCAAAGGUUUCUGAGAGGACCGUUGUAUUCUCUAUCCCUGUGGAUAUAAAGACACUGGCAUUUUCUUUCAUUUUCCCUUUCCUUUUUAAGGGAUUUAACUUUGGAAGCUUCCAAAGGAAGUUUGGCCAAUGCCAGAUCCCCAGGAGUUUGGGGUUUUUUUCGUUUUAAACCAAAAUUGUAUCUGAUUCCUGUUGUUCUUGUUGGUGAUCAUCUAAUCACAGAGCCAAACACUUUCUCCCCUCUGUAGGAAAAUAAACUAAGCAUGCUUUACAAUAAAAUCUGUCUUCUCUGAUAGAAACCUGAGCCACUGAAAAUAAGAGAGGCAACUAGAAGCAGAGUAGAGUCCCAGACUAAGGUCUGUUUGAGAGGCUUUGAAAGUAAUCCCUGGGGUUUGGAUUAUUUUCACAAGGGUUAUGACUUUUUAUUCAAGUUUGUUGCUCCGUUUUGCACCUCUGCAAUAAAAGCAAAAUGACAACCAGUACAUAAGGGGUUAGCUUGACAAAGUAGACUUCCUUGUGUUAAUUUUUAAGUUCUUUUUCUUACUAUAUCUGUCUACAGGCAGAUUCAGAUAGAUGUUUGAAAUGUGCUUGCCUGUAAAAUUUGCAUUUAUAAAUGUGUUGCCGAUGGAUCACUUGGGCCUGUACACAUACCAAUUAGCGUGACCACUUCCAUCUUAAAAACAAAUCUAAAAAACAAAAUUUAUUAUAUAUACAUAUAUAUAUAUAUAUAUAUAUAAGGACUGUGGGUUGUAUACAAACUAUUGCAAACACUUGUGCAAAUCUGUCUUGAUAUAAAGGAAAAAGCAAAAUCUGUAUAACAUUAUUACUACUUGAAUGCCUCUGUGACUGAUUUUUUUUUUUUUCAUUUUAAAUAUAAACUUUUUUGUGAAAAGUAUGCUCAAUGUUUUUUUUCCCUUUCCCCAUUCCCUUGUAAAUACAUUUCGUUCUAUGUGACUUGGUUUGGAAAUAGUUAACUGGUACUGUAAUUUGCAUUAAAUAAAAAGUAGGUUAGCCUGGAAAUGAAAUUAAAAUUCACAAGUGUGUGGUCUUUAUUUCAGUACCCAGCCCUCCUCUUCACCCUGCCUAUUUUGCCACUGCAGGAUGUAGUCACAUCGCCAUCUCCUUUCCUCCAAUUAGAGAAACAUGGAUCUUUGUUACAAAAAUCAAGAUAUGAACAUUAGCUCUUCGUUCUUUCAAAUGACCUUAUUCCAUUUUGUAGCCCCAAGAGGUGCAGCUUCCGUCUUGGAAACCUUUGGAUUUGAUGCUGAGGAAGCUUUGCAGACACUGCUUUGAAAAGAAAGAAAACAUCCCUGAAAGGGACAAAUUUUAAAAACGUGUAUAAGCUGCUGUCUUCAGUUACUGUGUUCAUGGUUUGGUGUAGCUGUAUUUCCUUUUAAGUUUCAUCCAUUAGUAAUGGUCUUUGGGAGUAUCUGUAAAAUAAAUGAACACCACAAACAGUGGGGCUGUACCUCCCAGGUAACCAACACAUGUUGUGUUUGAGUCUGAUCAUUUCCAAUACUGGAUGAUGUAUGUAAACAUGUAAUGUCUCUUAGUGCAAAAAGAAACUUUUUUUUUUAGGCCUGGCUCACUGUCAGGCCUAAUCUAAAGGCUAGAUAUAAAGUCAUGUGACUGCUGCUUCAAUAAAAACAAAUUUAUAUUGGA
Messenger RNA from Miniopterus natalensis, 7633 nucleotides. It is a transcript of the gene GSK3B, whose product is annotated as glycogen synthase kinase 3 beta. Gene Ontology annotation, cellular component: cytoplasm; glutamatergic synapse; nucleus. NCBI's taxonomy places the organism in Eukaryota, Metazoa, Chordata, Mammalia, Chiroptera, Miniopteridae. Gene Ontology annotation, molecular function: tau-protein kinase activity; ATP binding; beta-catenin binding. Gene Ontology annotation, biological process: negative regulation of TOR signaling; peptidyl-threonine phosphorylation; negative regulation of canonical Wnt signaling pathway. The record is from RefSeq and is a predicted model, not a curated record.